CGGAUGAAGCUACACGGAAGGCUCCGGCCAAAGCCAAAGCAGCUCUAUUUGCACAAGGCUCGGCCUUGCCUUCGGGAACAGUACGCGUUUCGUGUGCUCAGUCCUCCUGCGCUGCUGCUACAAGCACCACCAUCGCAGUUGCCAGCGCUCCCACCAGCGCGCGCACGGACCGAGACCGGCAAUGGCGAGCUCGGCGCCUCCCUUCCUCCUCCUCCUCCUCCUCCUCUUCGUCCUCGUCGCCGCCGCCGCGGCCUCGGAGGAGCGCCCGCGCGUCACCCCCACCUUCAUCCACUGCCACCCGGCGCAGGCAACCGCCAACGCCAGCAGCGCCAAGAACGCAACGGCGUUCCAAGCCAACGUGAUGCCCCUCCUCGCCAAGCUCCCCUCCGCCGCCGCGCCCAUGGGCUUCGCGUCCCUGGGGUCCGCCGGAGUGGUCGGACGCGACCGCGCGUUCGUCCGCGGGCUCUGCUUCGGGCACGCCACGCCGUCCCAGUGCCGCGAGUGCCUGGCCGCCGCGGCCAAGAAGCUCGCCGACGCCUGCGGCGCCCGCGGCCGGCGCGCCGGCGUCUGGACGGACGGUUGUUUCGCGUCUUACGCCGACGCGAACGACUCCUCGCCCUACUCCGACAGCUUCCGCGCGCGCAUCAUCUCCGGCGCCGCCGCGCUCACCACCAGCACCUCCUACGAGCUGCAGAGCCUCGCCGACCUGGCGUGGCGCACGGGGCCGGUCGUGGCCACCAGCGCCGGGAUGCAGGUGGCCGUGGACUGGAACGCCGCGACGAGCGACUACAGGAAGAACAGCACGGUGCGCGUGCUGACGCAGUGCGCGCGGGACCGCAUGGCGGAGGAGUGCGCGUGGUGCGUCCAGUACUCGGCGCGGGUGGCGGAGACCUGCGCCUGGUCCUGGUGCCCCCGGCACUCGGCGCGGGCGGGGGACACCUGCUGCUGGGGCCUCGACGCGUGGCGCGACGGCGUGGCGGGCGCCGUCGUCGGCUUCGACUGCUACCUGCGCUUCAACGUCGCCGUCGCCACCGCCACUUCCACUGCGCCGGCGCGGGUGCCCCUGCUACAAAGGCUCGGCGAGCAGAGCACGCUGCACGCUCUCGUCUUCAUCUUCUUGGCUAUGGGUUGAUUGGAUCAACGAACCGGCCGCUGGGCGAUCUGCAGCAACAAUGUACCACUCCAGUAGUCUAGUCCGGGACAAGAGUCAGGACACCAUCUCAUUUCAUUUCCAUUGUGCGUCGUCUGUAAAUAAUCGUGCACUAAUGGAGGAGUAGUACUAGUA
This is a messenger RNA of Triticum aestivum (bread wheat), 1285 nucleotides long. RefSeq lists its product as uncharacterized. Lineage: Eukaryota; Viridiplantae; Streptophyta; Magnoliopsida; Poales; Poaceae. The transcript has 2 exons. Bases 182 to 1132 code for a protein of 316 amino acids. The record is from RefSeq and is a predicted model, not a curated record.